AUGGAGGACCUCAUCGACCAUUUGCCUAAACUACCUGAAAUUCAGCAGCAAAAACUAACUAUUCCUGAAUUCGACGAAAUUGAAGUCAAAGCAACUGACUUAGUAGAAAUUAAGAAAUUCAUACGUAAAGUAAAUUAUGAGUUUCUAGGAUAUCAUUGCAAUCAUAAAGUUAUGGACAAAGAUUGCUACAUGGUUUAUAAAAAUAUUUCUGACCUUUACAAAUCCGAAGAAUUUAAGACAUACGAUAACUUUGUUUCAUUAGUUGCAAAAUGUGUAUGGCAGAUAAGAGAUAAAGAUAGAAGAGGUAAGGUAUGGAAUGAACAGAUAAAACCAGUAGCUUUUGAGUUAAAGAAAACCAUUGACGGCUUAGUUGUUCUAGCUGGUUUUAUUUCAAUGUAUAACGCAAAAACGAUGCCGCAAUGUUCAAAAUGUAAAGCAGCAAUAAGAAAAUAUAACUACUCAGUCAAAGAGAUAGAAAGAAUGCGAAACGACUAUGCAGACUUAAAGAAAGAAGCAGAAAAGCCAGCAGAAGAUAAAAUGGAUAUGUUGACAUUUCUUAAUAAAAACUAUCCAACAGCAGAAGAUUUCCUUCUGUCUGACGUCAAGAAGAAAUAUAAAGAAACCUUCGGCAUUGUUAAAACUUUUGAUGUACUAAAAGAAGAAAUAGAAGCUACGAAAUUGUUUAGGAUUUCAAAUAUACAUCGUACAAUUCAUGUAAAACGCUUGUGA
Molecule: messenger RNA, 729 nt
Organism: Trichomonas vaginalis G3
Lineage: Eukaryota; Parabasalia; Trichomonadida; Trichomonadidae
Product: organellar and viral DNA polymerase type B
Exons: 1
Coding region: 1-729 (242 amino acids)
Source: RefSeq, a predicted model, not a curated record